AUGUUUUAAGCAGAAAAAGGUGCUAAUGCUAUCCCUGGAUAUACAGGAUUCAUACCAAGCCAAGACUAUGAUCAAGAUUUAUUACAAAUUUAAGGCAAUAGAAAUCACAUCCCAAAUUACGCAGGGUUUGUUCCAGGCAUUAAGUCAGAAAACCUAUUCGGAAAGACUUUCGGAAAAAUUACUUUACUUUCCAGCACACACGAACAUCAUAGAGGAUCUGAUUUACCUGCAGACAUUAGGUACAAAAGCGAAGUAAAAGAGGCUUAUUGUGAUCAAAGAGACUAAAGGGGCAGAGAUAUAAAUCUCUAUGGCAAAUUAGACUCAGAAACAUCAAAAGCUCUUGCCUAUACUUUGUCCAAUCUGACCCACUUUGAAUAAACUAACACUCUUCCUAAACGAAGUGACUCAAGGGAUAGACAGAGCAAUUUAACUUAUGAAGAAGCUUUACAAAAAUUAAAAUGA
This is a messenger RNA of Paramecium tetraurelia, 462 nucleotides long. RefSeq lists its product as uncharacterized. The transcript is spliced from 6 exons. The record is from RefSeq and is a predicted model, not a curated record. Lineage: Eukaryota; Ciliophora; Oligohymenophorea; Peniculida; Parameciidae.